This is a messenger RNA of Tripterygium wilfordii, 2412 nucleotides long. RefSeq lists its product as uncharacterized. The transcript has 6 exons. The coding region runs from base 1385 to 2125 and encodes 246 amino acids. NCBI's taxonomy places the organism in Eukaryota, Viridiplantae, Streptophyta, Magnoliopsida, Celastrales, Celastraceae. The record is from RefSeq and is a predicted model, not a curated record.
CAGUCAGAAUUUUGUCGUUACACCUAAUGGAUAUUUGAUUUCACUGUUGGUUAUAUCCUGAACGAAAUGUUAUCACUUGAUCAUCGAGAUUCCAGUAGCUAUAGAAAGUUGAUUGUGGACACAUUACAGUUUUUUUUUUUUUUUCCCUUUCAUAUUUCAACUGCAUAUUACAGUUGAAAUAUGAAAAAUCUUCUUGUGAUGUAUUGUUUUCUGAAAUAGACCCAUUUCACUCAAUAGUUCCUUCAGCGACAUCUCUGCACAUCAUAGUAGCGAGCAUGGUCUUUGAAGUCCAAAAUUGUACUUGUGCAGUAUUGUUCAAGAUUCCAUGUUUUAAACGUAGACCUUUUCUGCCUUUACCAGUAACUAGUGACUUAAAAAUUAUGUGGGGCAAGUAUUUGUUUUGUAGUAUCAGCUUCUUUCUCGAUUUUUUAUUUGAGGUUCCUACAAAAGGAAUCAGUUACAAGUUACAAUCAAAGAAAUCUCUUGGGUUUUCAACUUCUCCUUCCAUUUAAUUCAUUCAUUGCUUUUUUGUGUAUCUCCUGUAACGAAUUUUAAACUUGAUGCAGAUGUGCGAUUACUGGCAAUGGAGGGACACAAUAUACAUAUCUUGGGCGCCCGUAUCAAACAAUUAGGCUGGAAUAAUUGGGGCAAAACUGAAAACGAGAGAACUGCUUGUUUUUACGAGUAUAGGUGUUUUGGGCCAGGUAGUUGCUCAUCGAAAAGAGUAACAUGGGCUAGAGAAUUAGUAGAUGAAGAAGCUCAACAGUUUCUCAUGCAUUCUUUUAUUGAUCCAAACCCAGAAAGGCCUUGGUUGGCACAGAUAAUGGCGUUGAGGAUCCCGUAUUCUGCUUAAAAUUACCAUGAACCCUCUUUUUCUGUAUGUGCUUGGUAGCAGAAUUAAUGGUCCAGCUAGAGUUGUCUCUGUGACUGCAAGAGCAUUUUGAUGCUAACGAGGGUCAGACUUACCAUACUAAAACUAGAUAUGUUACGCAGGUAUCGUAAAAAAUGUUGUGAUUUUCAUUUUCUGCAGGACUAUGGAUGGAUAUUGGAUGUGUUACUUGCCCUCUUCAGCCUCAAGAACAAUGUGAUCACAACUAUAUUUAUGAUUUGUAAAGAACAGUAAAAGAAAAAUUUACUACGGAAAAGAUGUUACUGUGAAUGUAGUGGUGGGAAUCCUCCAAUCAAUGUGAACCACCAGAAAGUUGAGAAAAAACAAAAGAAACUAGAAAAGUUGUGGUGCUCACCUCCCAAUCCGUAGAGUUGCUAACUGGACAGGAUAAAGAUCCAAAUGAGAUCUCUGUAUGAUGAUAGUGCCCUGUUUUCUACUCUUCUUAGUUGCAGCGAGGAUUGAUUGAACAUUAUUAAAAGUGGAAAACCUUUGGGUAUGAGUAAAGUUACAGCAGGUUCGUUUAGUCUGUACUAUAGUGGGUUGAAAGCUGGGCACUUUACAAGAGAAAAAUGGAAGGGGAAGCUAAAGAAGACAGAGUGGAGAUGCCAUGGAGUUGUCAAGAACCAGAUGACAGCGAAACCUGCCAGAUACUCUUCAAGGAUUUCCACUGACAUCCCUCUCAUUGAGUCUCCAGGGGCUUCAUUUGAUCAAUAUUUGGAGGAUAAGCCCAGGGUCUUCACAGCGAUUUUCCCUGACAAAAGGGGGAGCCACCAACUGAAUGAGGAAGAGUGGAGAAUUCAGAUGCUGCCUAUAAACUUUUUGUUCCGAACUGUCUGGCCAACAGUAGACAUGAGACUGAGAUUCAAAUCGGGAGGGAGAGACUAUCCACCAGAAGUACCUGCUGAUAUCACAAAAGUUCUCGAGCUGGACAUUACCAGGUGGGAGCUCCGUGGACCGGACGAGGUUCUUGAGCCGGCUCAUUUCACACUUGGUGUAAAAGGAGCCUUGUAUCCGGAUAGACGGGGAGCACAAAGCAGGCUUAAAGGUCUGAUGGAGAUAAAUAUAAGCUUUGUUCUUCCUCCUGUGCUUGCUUUGAUUCCUGAAGAUGUUUGCAGAAGCGUUGCGGAGUCGGUGUUGACAAGAAUGGUGGAGAACAUGAAGAAUAAAGUUAAUGGCAGUUUGAUUGCGGAUUAUGGUGAGUUCAAGAGGACGAGACCUAAAAACCUCCAGGAUUGAGCUUCAUGGAUUUACCAAGUGGAUUUCAAUAUCUGAUCACUGAUGGUCAAUUAAAUCCAAGCUUAGUAGAUUGGAGCCAGAGAAUAUGGACAGAGGUAGAGAAAGAUCAGUGUCUCUGAUGUAUAGAAAAGUCUUUUUAAUCUGACAUUGUUAGGAUAUGAACUUUGAAGCAUUUUGUAUUUUAUUUGGUACUCUCAUCAAUAUGAGAGGUUUUGUCUAAAGGAAUAUGUUGGCAGGUAUUUUUGGGUUCUUUAAUUGAGGUAUGGAACCAUCCAUGGAUUCCAGGU